Molecule: messenger RNA, 2920 nt
Organism: Photinus pyralis (common eastern firefly)
Lineage: Eukaryota; Metazoa; Arthropoda; Insecta; Coleoptera; Lampyridae
Product: ABC transporter G family member 20-like
Exons: 11
Coding region: 544-2793 (749 amino acids)
Cellular component (GO): membrane
Molecular function (GO): ATP hydrolysis activity; ATP binding; ABC-type transporter activity
Source: RefSeq, a predicted model, not a curated record
AGAACACUCAUUCAGUCAUUUCCAGCCUUGUGCAAAGAAGUGCCGGUGUAUGAUACACUUUGCAUUGCAGAAACUUACACAUAGUUUCAGGAAUGAUUUAUGGCGGUUUAACUGGAUACACGAGAAUUGGGGUGUAGCCGAGGGCGUCAUUUCUUUUGGACUACCAGUUCCGAGUAUAGGACAACUUAAUUUUUCUUAAUUAUCGUUAUUAUUCAUUAUUUGUCUAAACUUAUUAUUUUUUGAAGACACUCUUACAAAAGCGCUAUUUUUGGAUUGAGCUAGGAAGCUGUUUUGUCAACAAUUUGGUAACUGGGUUAUUAUGAAUACAAUGAUGUACGGCACACAAAAAAAAUAAAAAUUGGAAACUGUUGAUUUCAACAGGAUGGUGCACCCGCGCACAACGCCCUAAUCGCGCGAGAAUGCCUAUCGAACAAAUUUUCCAUUCUCCAGGAAAUUUUUUUUGGACCAAGCGGUCAUAAUGCAACAAAGCUACAGGGGUCAACGUAAAAGUUCAUGUUAUAAGUUCACCAUUUGAUCGUGACAAUGCAAGAGGAUGGUACAGCGUAUAUGCUACCAGAUCGGGGUAGGACUGGUUCCACAGUAGAGAUGAGGAGGAAGCAUGCGGUAUGCGUCAGAAAUGCAUGUAAACACUACGGCUCUAAAGAAAAUAAAAUUAUUGUACUAGACCAACUGAAUAUGACUGUCCCUAAAGGCACAAUCUAUGGUCUUCUGGGUGCCAGCGGUUGUGGAAAAACGACAUUGCUAAAUUGCAUUAUCGGACGAAUGAAACUAAUCUCCGGUGAGUUAUGGGUGUUAGGGGGUUCGCCCGGAACCAAGAGUAGUGUAUUACCGAGCCCUAAAAUUGGCUACAUGCCUCAGGAAAUUGGAUUAUACGGUGAUUUUACAAUAAAAGAAACUGCAAAAUAUUUUGGUUGGAUAGCAGCAAUGACAACUGAGGAAAUCGAAGAAAGAUUCCAAUUUUUAAAAGAUCUCCUAAAACUGCCCGAAGAUCACCGAAUAAUUAAAUCGUUAAGUGGAGGACAACAGCGCCGAGUGUCAUUCGCUACUAGCUUGCUCCAUCGACCGGAAUUGUUGAUUUUGGACGAGCCGACGGUAGGAUUAGAUCCAGUUUUAAGAGAAACCAUAUGGGAUUAUUUAACGGAUGUUACAAAAAAUGGCUAUACAACCGUAAUCAUAACGACGCAUUACAUUGAAGAGACAAGAAAGGCACAUGUUAUUAGUUUGAUGCGCAAAGGAUACAUUAUUGCCGAGGAGUCCCCAAAUAAACUUUUAUCGCGAUUUGGAAUAAACAGUCUUGAAGAAGCAUUUUUGAAACUGAGCAUAAUUCAAAACUCUCAAAUUACACAUCGGCGACGAAACACUAUUUCCGCUCCAGUUAUAACCGAAGCCAACAUCAUACCUUUAGAAACGCUUAAUGAGGUGGAAGAAGAGUCUGAUGAUAAUGCAUCCGAGUUUGGGGAAUGUGUUGCUAGAAACAGAUUUCAAAAGCGAUUUUCUUUAAUCCCUGACCUGUAUCCAUCUGAACUACUAGAUACCAACACUUACCAAAGUAAAAUAACCGAUUACCUUCCCCAAAUAGAUAUGUUGCACAUGAAAGCCCUAGUUUGGAAAAAUUGUCUAUGGAUCUGGAAGAAUUGGAUCAUAAUCACUGCUGUGGUAGUAGGUCCUUUGGUGGCUUUUGUCUUGUUUUAUUUGGCGAUUGGUCAUAAACCUGUUAACCUUCAAGUCGCGUUUGUUAAUCAGGAAAGCAACGACAACAGUUGCGAUAUUUUGAUGUGCAACAGUACAACUCUGGGUUGCCAAUAUCUGCAGUACGUGAAAGGUGACAGGAUUAAUAUGAUACCGUUUGAAUCUGAAGAAAUGGCAAUCCUCUCCGUUAAAAAAGGACUAUUGCAUGGAUCUAUUACGAUAAGGUAUAAUUAUUCAUCCGCAUUAAGAGCACGUAUAGAAGAUUUUAAACACGUCAAUGCUUGGGAUGUGGUUUAUUCCACGAUUGACGUAUACCGAGAUUCAUCCGUCAAAGACAUUGCCCAAUUCCUAGAUUUCUACAUUCUCGAUGCCUUCGCUCGUUUCGUGAAGGAUUAUUUGAUAUCUUGUAAUGAAAGUGGACUGCUAAUAAAGCUUCCAUUUAAGUGGAAUGAUCCAGUGUAUGGUUCCAACGACACUGAAUUUACAAGGUUUGCAGCUCCAGGAAUUCUGGCGUCGUGCGCUUUCUUUUAUCCGGCUGCAUUAACUGCGAUCGCCUUGCUAGUAGAAAGGCGUGAAGGGAUCUUCGAAAGAUCAGUCGUCAUGGGAGUGACUCCAUUUGAACUUUUAAUUUCACAUAUUAUCUCCGAGUCUGGCCUAAUGCUUAUACAGAUUGGUUCGUUAAUGGCCCUUGCAAUAUUUUUCUUCGAUAUGACCUUAAGUGCCUCUACAGUUCUUGCCACCGGCUUAGUGGCUUUAAUUGGAUUUUGUGGAAUGUGGUUUGGUUAUACGAUAUCGAGUACUUGUGAUGACGAAUCCACAGCUAUCUAUAUUCUUUUAGGAACCUUCCUUCCCAUGUUUUUUUUGUCCGGCAUUUUAUGGCCAAUUGAAGGAUUUGUUUAUGAACUUCGAGCAGCGAGUGCUAUAUUGCCAUUAACACAACCUAGCGAGAGUUUACGGAGCAUUAUUCAGAGAGGCUGGGGGCUUUCUAAACAAAGUGUAUAUAAUGGAUGUAUAACGAUUUCUGUUUGGAUAUUAUUUUUUAUUGUUCUAAGUAUAGUUGCUCUCAAAUUUAAAAGAGCGUAAAUACUUCGGUCUGUGUGUGUAUACUAAUGAAAUGUAUUUAUCAUCAAUUCAUCAUAAAUGUGCAGACCUAAAUAGAUAUAGGGAAUUUUCCAAAAUGUAUGCAUAUGGCCUAUGUAGGUAUAUUUAA